UCCCAUGUAUCAAACUACUUUUAUUUAAUACAUUUGCAAAAAUACCAAGUAUAACUCAGAUGCAGGAUUGGAACAAUGAUAGGUAGACAUACUAUCUACUAUUAAUAAUCUGCGGUGUGAACUUUACAGCUACAGAGUACUGACAUUGACAUAUCACAAAUAUUCAACAUGACUUUUAUACCAAAUUGGGAAGAGUUUGAAAAGUCUGCAGAGAUGUUAUAUUUGCGGGAUCCUAUAAACACUCGAUAUAGUUUAAAAUAUUCGCAUUCAAAAGGAAUAUUUGUGGUUAAAAUCACCGAUAACAAGAAGUGUCUCCAGUAUAAAACCGAAGUUCAACAAGAUGUUAGAAAAAUAGAUAAAUUUAUAUCUGAUCUAAUUAGGCACAUGGCAUCUAAUGAUAAUUAAAAAUUUGUAAUAAAAUAAUAAUUUAAGUAUAACAUUGUCUUUAAAUACAUUCAAUUGUGUACCAGGCAA
Pararge aegeria (speckled wood butterfly) is the source of this 474-nucleotide messenger RNA. It is a transcript of the gene Srp9, whose product is annotated as signal recognition particle 9 kDa protein. Bases 169 to 405 code for a protein of 78 amino acids. The transcript is spliced from 3 exons. Gene Ontology annotation, molecular function: 7S RNA binding. Gene Ontology annotation, biological process: SRP-dependent cotranslational protein targeting to membrane; negative regulation of translational elongation. The record is from RefSeq and is a predicted model, not a curated record. NCBI's taxonomy places the organism in Eukaryota, Metazoa, Arthropoda, Insecta, Lepidoptera, Nymphalidae. Gene Ontology annotation, cellular component: signal recognition particle, endoplasmic reticulum targeting.